CUUUUCUUCUCUUCUCCGAGAUCAACAACAACAACACCACCACUGCUCAGUUUUCAAACUCAGCAAAACAUUCAUAUUUUUUCUGAUCCCUAAUUUCCCUUCUCUGCUAAAACCCUAAUUUCAUUCAUCCCAAAUCGAUUCUCCGAUUCUUCAAUUCUUCAAUUUUUCAAUUUUCGUUGUUGAGUUGAAAAAGUUGAAAGCUAGUGUGGCAUUGGUGUAGUGGAAAUUUGGAUAGUGGUGGAUUUGAUUGGUGAAGUGUGUUGAGGAGUUUGAAAUGAGGGAUUUUGUGUGGGGGCAAUGAGAGGGAGGUAUGAUCGUGAGGUUUUAGAGAGAAGAUGAGUGGUGGUUCAUUGGGGAUUCGUUCUGCUAGUUAUGGAUCUUUGGAGAAGCAAUUGCAGAAUGGAUUGUCGCCUAUUCAAACGGGGAGGAAACAGGUUAAGAUGGUUAAGGAGAAAGAGAGAUUGUUUCAUUGGAUCUGUAAAUUUGCUGGCAGGAAGAAGGUGGGAAUGCUGUUUUUGUGUGUUAUAUCUGCUGCUGUUUUCGUCUGGGUCUUGUACGUUGGAAAAGGUGAAGAUUCACAGGAGGGGAAUGGUGUGCAAAACAUCAGUGUGAAUGAGAGUAUGUCUAUAAAUGAUUCUCCGUCUAUCGUCUCCGCGGCAAAGGCCAUUGCUAAAAAUUUGCUGCUACCCCCAAGUUAUUUUCUGGGUUAUAAUCUUCCUCCGGGGCAUCCGUGUAAUAGUUUUACACUCCCUCCACCACCAGCUGAUAAAAAACGUACCGGGCCACGACCAUGCCCGGUAUGCUACCUUCCUGUGGAUGAAGCCAUCGGACUCAUGCCAGAGUAUCCCUCGCCGUCUCCAGUGCUUAAGAAUUUAACAUUUAUCUAUGAGGAAAAUCUAAGCAGAGAUGGAGAAUUUGGUGGUUCGGACUUUGGUGGAUAUCCCACUUUGGCGCAAAGAAAUGAUUCUUUUGAUAUACGGGAGUCAAUGUGUGUGCACUGCGGAUUUGUUAGAGGAAUUAAACCUGGCCGCAACACAGGAUUUGACAUGGAUGAAGAUGACCUCCUUGAUAUGGAGCAAUGCCGUGGCAUAGUUGUCGCGUCAGCCGUAUUUGGAAAUUUUGAUGAGAUAAAUGAGCCAAAAAACGUAAGCGAGCAUUCAAAGAACACUGUAUGCUUCCUUAUGUUUGUAGAUGAAGAAACAGAAAAGUAUUUGACGAGUUCUGGCAGGCUGGGAACCAGCAAGAAGAUUGGUUUGUGGAGAAUUAUUGUUGCACGUAAUCUUCCUUAUACAGAUGCAAGACGUACAGGGAAGAUUCCAAAGCUUCUACUGCAUAGAAUGGCUCCAAAUGCCCGCUACUCUAUAUGGCUUGAUGGAAAGCUUGAGCUUGUUGUUGAUCCAUAUCAGAUUCUUGAAAGGUUUUUGUGGAGGACCAAUGCAACUUUUGCAAUAUCCAAGCAUUAUAGACGCUUUGAUGUAUUUGUUGAGGCCGAAGCAAAUAAAGCUGCUGCAAAGUAUGAUAAUGCCUCCAUUGACUUCCAGAUCGAUUUUUACAAAAACGAGGGACUGACUCCGUAUUCGGAGGCCAAACUUCCUCUUAUAAGUGAUGUUCCUGAAGGAUGUGUAAUAAUACGAGAGCAUAUUCCUAUUAGCAACCUCUUUACUUGUCUUUGGUUCGGGGAAGUUGACCGAUUUACUUCUAGGGACCAGAUUAGUUUCUCAACUGUCCGGGACAAAUUUUUGUCGCGGGUGGAUUUUCAUUUUCACAUGUUCUUGGAUUGCGAAAGACGCAACUUCGUAGUUCAGAAAUACCAUAGGGGUGUAUUAGGGCGGCUAUCUGCGCCAGUGGUUGUUGCUCUCAACCCUCCACCGCCACUCUUGUCUCCCCCUCCUCCACUGCAUAUGCUUGAAAAUACACAAGAAAAAGUUAUUCCAAUAACUAGGAGAGGCCCUGGAAGGCGCGGAAAAGAUAAAAGACCGGGUUCUAGGCGCCACCGCAAAGUUGCGGCCGGAAAUAGAGACAUUGAAGCAAAUUAAAAGUUUUGUUUUGGGUGAUUAUAUCAUAAAUUUUUGUUGUUGUUUUUUCUUUUGGUAUUCUACCUGCGAAAAUCAUUCAUUGCUGAGCUGAGGGAAAAUGUGGAAGUAGAAGAUGAAUGUUGUAUUGUUUCCACACGGACACUCUUAUUCUUUAUACUUUGUGCAAUUGUCAAACGUUGUUGAUUUUUUUGUUGUAUAUAUAUAAUAUAAAGUAAAAUUUCAAUAAUUAUCAUAAUGGUUGCUAUUUAUGACCA
Messenger RNA from Vicia villosa (hairy vetch), 2290 nucleotides. Its product is annotated as probable hexosyltransferase MUCI70. The record is from RefSeq and is a predicted model, not a curated record. The transcript is spliced from 9 exons. The coding region runs from base 336 to 2036 and encodes 566 amino acids. NCBI's taxonomy places the organism in Eukaryota, Viridiplantae, Streptophyta, Magnoliopsida, Fabales, Fabaceae.